AUGAGAAUACAGAGCUUUUUUUGCGGACUUGCGCUGCCUUUUGCCUAUGCAAGGCUUUCGCUGCUGCAAAUCGAAAAAACACAAAGUGCCACUGUGCUGGCAGAAAACUGUGCCUUGCUGAAAAUAAAUCCAGAGGGCCCGCUUAACCUGAUGCGCGGAUACCUCUAUCAGCGGAUGGGGCUUGUGCAAAACAAAAGGAUGUUUUCGCCCGAAAUAGACACUGCGUACAGCUUGAGGCACAGCAGCCUGGGCGAGCAGGCGAAAGAGCCGUAUGUUUACUCAAGAAGCGCUGUGGCGGACCGCGCCCGUCUGCUGGGCGCAGAAGGCGGCGGCCCAGAGGCUGCGCGAGAAAACGAACAGUACUUUAUGGAGUACCACCGGAUGCUUAUUCUUAUGUUUCCCUCUGCCUCUGGAGAGCUUUCCAUUGAGGCUGGGCGGCCGAAUGCAUUUACCCGGUUUCUGCGCGCUCCGGCGGUGGAGAAGCACGCGCACCAGGUCCUUGCAGCGCUUCUUCUUUUGAGCGAGGGCAUAGACGUGCCCGUCUGCAUCUCCGGAAAAAACUUGGUGCUGAAAAAAAAGGGGGGAAAGGCCAUCUUUUGCCUAAGCAUGCUGACCCCAGCCCAAAGCUCAAAGCCUGGAAAAGCCCUCCUUGUGUGGCAGAAGGAAGCUGCAGAGGUCAUAAUGUUUUUUCUAAAGCACAAAAAUGUGGUAAAAACCCCGCACACGAUGGAGAGCUUUCUUUCAGGAGAGUUUUUGGACAGCGCGCAGUUUUUGAUACAGGCAUACAUUUUUGAGUUUUUAGACAGCGUUGAGAGCGCGAAAAAGCUGUUUGCGUCUGUGUAUGAAAUACUGGGCGCGGCAGUGGGCUUUCCUGAGGCCCACGCAGAAAAAGCAGAGAGCGCGCUUUUUGUGCCUGCCCAGCAGUGUUUUGAGGCAAUGCAGCUCUCGCCCUGGCUAAAAAGAGUGCAGAUUGUUGUAGAAAAGUAUGGAUGCUUUCCGUUUGCAAGCUCCUGCCACCUGCCGGGGUAUGUACAAAUUCCGCCGUGCAUACGCGUCCAAUCGCACGAAAAUGCAGCUUGCGAGCUCUACGAGGACACGACCAAAACCUUCAGCAACUGCGUGGAGGUUGGGCUCUAUGCGCUGUUCUGCUGCCUUACAUACAACCCCGACCCGCACGAGUACACUCUGGCCAAGCUUCCCGGUGCCACGGAUGGCCUUAAAGCUUUUUUCACAAAGCACGCCGCGCCCGUGGAGUGUGUCAGCUUGGAGCUGCACCGAGCAUGGAACCAGGUGGUUUCCAACCUUUCGUGCGGCCGGGUUGCAUACAAAAGACAAGACCGAAACGAGCUCCGGACAGGGCUGCUAAACAUUCUGCUGGCGCUGGCGGAGAUAACCGGCAGGCUUGGUGCGGAGGAGGAAACAAUUGCUGCGUUUAUGGAGGAGGUCAGCGGCCCGGGGGAACCUAGUAAAGCGUUUUACGCAAGGGUGGGCGCGUAUGCGGCCAAUUUUCUGCUGUCUCUUUCCGCAUCCGAGGAAAUGGACAUAUGGCUUAGAGACGGGAGAAGAGGCGUGCGAAGCGACGGAAAGCACGAUGUUUAUGGGGAUAUUGUGCUUAAAACAACGCAAAACGGAAACGCCCAGGGGAUAGUUUUUGAGCUGAAAGAGGGGCACACCAGCAUAAAAAUGCUGGCAAAAAGCGCGUCUAUCUCCUUCGAAGGCGUGCAGGAGCUCGAGCAUAUAAAAGACAAAUGCGCGCGCACUCCGGGCUUUACCCGAUGCCUGCUUGCACACUACAUAGCGCAGUGUCUGGAUAUGGCCAGAAGUCAAGAAGAGCUUUGCAUAAACGGCAUAAAACGCGCAGCCCAAAACAUGGCAACGAACAGCUUCUCCAGCAUACGGGAGGUUAUGCUGCUAAGAAAAAUCCAGCACGUAGACCAAAAAAGAGCAGUUGUUGAGCUGCUUCUUAUGCAGGCAACUGCCGAGGGGAUAGAGCUGGCCAAAGGGCAUCCGAUUCUAUGCUUUGUUUCCAACAUAAUAGGAAGCACUCCCCUGGCGGACACAAGAACGCAGUACAGCAUUCUAAGAAUUCCGGCAUGCACAGGCGUGCUGAAAAAACAUCUUCCCCGGAUAAGUCUGCAAAGGCAAAGAUACAUUGAGAUUUUUAAGACUUCGCGCUCGCUUCAGGACAUGGAGUAUCUCGAAAAGUCGAAGUACGCGCUUUUUACUAUAGAAACCCUCCGCGCAUACCCUCGCGAGACAGAUGAGGUGCUCUCUUGCAGCAAAGAUCUCAACAUUGGAUACCGAGUGGAGAACUUGUUCAACGUUCUGUUUGCAUGCAACAGCAUGGUGUAUGCUAGAAAGCUGGCGCAGCUUCUGCAGGAAGAGAACAGCGCGCAGGCAAGCCUGCUAAAGCACACGCUAGACCUUGUCUGGUUCGGCUUGGCGUGUGUGAGAAAAAAAGAAUACGCAGACCUAAUCAAGGAGCUGUAUGACGAACUUUCACCAAACUGUAUGUACGACCGGGCGCAUGACGCCAUUAAGUACUUUAGCAAGCCAGAGGAAGUGUGUGCGGUCGUGGAAGGAAUGAAAAAAAGUAUGCAUCUUGACCAGAGCAGUGACAAGCUUAGAAUGGUUUUUAGUGUAUUUAAACCCCCCUGCAAUGUUCGGUUUGUCUGGGGUAUCGACUAG
Nematocida major is the source of this 2688-nucleotide messenger RNA. RefSeq lists its product as uncharacterized. NCBI's taxonomy places the organism in Eukaryota, Fungi, Microsporidia. The coding region runs from base 1 to 2688 and encodes 895 amino acids. The record is from RefSeq and is a predicted model, not a curated record. The transcript has a single exon.